GGUGGGGGAACAAUGCACCGGAGUCCCAGCUCGGCCGCUGUGAUCGCGGGAGGCGGCCCCGGGGGUGCAGGCUGCAGCCAGAGCGAGCCGCCCGCUUGGAGCCACCGCAGGACGCCGCUGGGGAAAGGCGUCCCGCUCCCGAGAUGGAGUUCGACUCUUACCAGCAUUACUUCUACGACCACGACUCGGAGGAGGAUUUCUACCGAUCCACCGCCCCCAGCGAAGACAUCUGGAAGAAAUUCGAGCUGGUGCCCACUCCCCCCACGUCGCCCCUGUGCAGCGCGGCAGGGAAAGCCUGUUGCCCCGGGGCAGAGGAGAGGUCAGACUGGCUCUCCCACUGCUGCCUGGCCGGGGAGGAGCCGGAGUAUCUGAUCGGCACCGGGGAGAUCUUCGGGAACCUGAGCGCCUUCGUCCUCCAGGAUUGCAUGUGGAGCGGCUUCUCCGCCCGGGAGAGACUGGAGAAAGUUAUGACCGAGAAACUCUCCACGGGCACGCAAAGGGUUAAUCCGCCCAAGCCCUCCUUUGCCCAGGAGUUCGGGUUCAACAACUCGGUGAGCGAGUGCGUGGAUCCUGCUGCCGUCUUCCCCUGCCCCUUGGCCGAGAACAAACCCCCCCCCGCCGCCGCCCCCGGGGCCGAGAGGCGCUGUGAUUCUGAGGGUGAAGAGAUUGAUGUGGUGACAGUAGAGAAGAGACAAUCGCUCAGCAUGAGGAAGCCGGUCACCAUCACGGUGCGAGCCGACCCCCUGGACCCCUGCAUGAAACACUUCCACAUCUCCAUCCAUCAGCAACAGCACAACUAUGCUGCCCGCUCUCCACCAGACGCCUGCUCCCAGGAGGAGGCCUCGGAGAAGGAGAUCAAGGAGGAGCCCCUGAGCAGCCCAGAGCAAGCCACAGAGAGUUCAUUGCCUGAGCCUUGCUUGCUGAAAACCGGGAGUGCCCCGAGCUCAGAUAGCGAGGACAUGGCCAAGAGGAAAAACCACAACUACUUAGAACGCAAGCGGCGAAACGAUCUGCGCUCACGCUUCCUGGCACUGAGGGAUCAGGUCCCCGGUCUGGCUAACUGUCCCAAAACCCCCAAAGUGGUGAUCCUGAGCAAAGCUUCAGAGUACCUGCAGUCGCUAGUUAGUGCAGAGAGGAGGAUGGCUGCAGAGAAAAGGCAGCUGAAGUUGAGACAGCAUCAGCUGCUGAAACGAAUCACCCAUCUCAAGGGACGUUAGCUACCAAAAACUCGACACCUUUCCAAUAUUGAUUUGCACAUUUUUGGUUAUUGUGAAACCUCCAAACUACAUAUCCCAGAAUGCACUGCAGCCAGCGCACACAAAUAUGGCUUGCGUUCUAGGAAAUUUAAACUGUGUGUGCGGGGGGUGGGUUCUUUGUCUCCCUUAUCCACGUCUGGUCUUGGGUUCCUCCUUUAACAGAGCAGGGAGUUGCCAGCUGUGGGCUGAGUUAACUCUUAGCCUUUGGGGAUGCUGGUAUGUUGGCACCGGAGUAAUGUAGACACUGGAUUUUGCAAGACCCUUGGGCUGAAAUUUUCAAAAGUGACCAUUGAGUUUUGGGUGUCUUAUUUUGAGGGUGUCCAGCUUGAAGCACCUGGGCCCUGACUUCCAGAGAUGCUGAGCAUCUGAACAGAGAUGUGGAACAAUGCCUGCUGAGGCCUACAGGAGGUGCCUCUGAACUUCAGGCCUCAGAUGCCUGAAAUUGGGCACUCAAAAAUUGAGGCCAUUUUCCAAAAUAAGGGCCCGAGUGGACAACCCUAACCUAGAGAUGGCAGGAUCCUCCUUCAGACAGAUAGGACCUGUCACUGAAUCCAACUAUUCUGUGAAUUUACUUUCAUACACACAAUUUUGGGUGGAUCACUAACAUGGCCGUUGCUGCCAUGCACCUAGUAAGUUUGAUUCCACUCCUGUCAUUCAACCCAACCCCAGCACCGGUUCCCCUGAUGUGGUACUCUUCCACCAUCCCUUCCCUAACCCACCCUCGGUGUCUGUACUGGUCCGCCUCCCCAGUCACUAGCUGGCACAACAUCCCACAUCCUAUUCUACAUCAGGGGGACUGAGAACAUGUGCCCAACACAUCCCCUCCAGAAGAAGUCAUUACAUUCUCAAGUGGCUCCCACUCCACUGCACCUGGGUAGAGAGAAUCUAGGCCAGGGUGUUCAGAUCCAGAAUGCAAGGGGGUUGCAAUCCAGUGGUCCAGUUUGGGUCCAUCUCUCUAGAAGCAGUGACAGUUAGGGACUGCCUAGAGGUGGGUUGGGGCCAGGGCUGCUGUUAAAGACCCUUUUUCUCCCAGGGGUGGGUGGAUGCAUGGAUAAACUCCUAUCACUGAAGAAGAACCAAGACCAGCUUGACAUGGGCUAUACCUCACUUUCUUACCACUUUACACAGUAGCUCGUCUUGAGGUUUGUGUUCUAGAAGCUGCUGCUGUAACUGCCUGAGUCUUGUACUGGAGGACCUUUUUUUAAUACUGUAUUUUUGUACAACUUUUUGGAAGAGUAUUGUUAAAGAUUUGUCUCUUUUGUAAACCUUUUUUUGGGGGGAGUGUGUGCAUUGUCCCUGCUGCAGCGUGGAGAGUAUGUGUUUGGGGGAUGGCGUGUUCCUGAUGCCUUUCUAGGGGAGUCCAAGGAGGGUCCUAUGUUCUGAUUUACUGUUUGGAAUUUAAGUGAGAGAUUCCUCAUGGGAUGAUGUUAGCUGGGGCCCAGCUCCUCAAGCAGUACAAUGGGCUAUUGAAUGGGGUUUCUCUCUCUCUUGCAAUGAGGGUGAAAAUUAUCCUGUUUGCCUGACUUUCACAUAUUCCCCAAAAGCAGGCUCUUAGGAGCUGUGCUGCCGAAGAUCCCAGGUGUAGCCCAGGACUGACAGCAAGGACUGAUCUAAUUGCUGCCUGGAGUUACUUUGUCUUUACUAGAAAAGGAGUACUUGUGGCACCUUAGAGACUAACCAAUUUAUUUGAGCAUGAGCUUUCGUGAGCUAC
Molecule: messenger RNA, 2967 nt
Organism: Caretta caretta (loggerhead turtle)
Lineage: Eukaryota; Metazoa; Chordata; Testudines; Cheloniidae
Gene: MYCL
Product: MYCL proto-oncogene, bHLH transcription factor
Biological process (GO): regulation of DNA-templated transcription
Molecular function (GO): protein dimerization activity; DNA-binding transcription factor activity
Source: RefSeq, a predicted model, not a curated record